Molecule: messenger RNA, 2958 nt
Organism: Medicago truncatula (barrel medic)
Lineage: Eukaryota; Viridiplantae; Streptophyta; Magnoliopsida; Fabales; Fabaceae
Product: protein CLMP1
Exons: 1
Coding region: 287-2596 (769 amino acids)
Molecular function (GO): protein binding
Source: RefSeq, a predicted model, not a curated record
GGUUUCACUUCAAAAGAUAGUCCCAAAACCCAACAAGCACUUGUGUGCACUAAACUAACACCAUUUUUCAUUUCAUUUAUUCACUCCUUGCAUCCACUUCUCACUGGUAAGUACAAUUAUCUUAAACCCAAAUCCUCUUCCUACCUCGUCUUCAUCGACACAUAGAUCGAUAAUUUUUUAGUAUACAAUUAUUUUUCUCUUUUGCUUUACUUUCACUAUUAGUUUAGAUUUAGAUUUGGGAUUAGAAAAUUAUUGUGUGUGAAAAUUGAGUGAGGGAAAGAAAAUUAUGGGGAAAUCAGGUGGUAGAAGAAAGAAGGGUGGUGCUGUUGUUGACAAUUCAGCUUCUGUCCAAACACCAAAUGGUGGGGUUGAAUUGGAUUCAUCAAUUUUCUUGAAGAAGGCACAUGAAAUGAAAGAAGAAGGGAAUAGAAGAUUUCAGAGUAAGGAUUAUGCUGGUGCUCUUGAAAACUAUGAGAAUGCUCUGAAACUCACGCCCAAAACUCAUCCUGAUAGGGCUGUUUUUCACAGCAAUAGGGCUGCUUGUAUGAUGCAAAUGAAACCUAUUGAUUAUGAAUCUGUGAUUUCUGAGUGUACUUUGGCUCUUCAGGUUCAGCCGCAAUUUGUCCGGGCUUUGCUUCGUAGGGCUCGGGCGUUUGAGGCUGUUGGUAAGUAUGAAUUGGCUGUUCAAGACGUGCAGUUGUUAUUGGCUUCUGAUCCCAAUCAUAAGGAUGCUUUGGAUAUUGCUCAGAGAUUGAGGGCUGCUUUUGGGCCUCGUCAGGAAGCACAGCAGGAUCUCCACAGUCGGCCUUCGCCUGCUGCGUUAGGUGCUUCUGCUGUCCGUGGUGCUCCUAUUGCUGGAUUAGGUCCGUGUUUGCCAGCACGGCCUGCGUCGAAGAAGGGGGUGAAUUCUGCCGUUGGGUCAGUUGUUUCUCCUAAUAACAAGGUUGACAAGUCUCAAAAUGUUUUGCUGCCAACUGAAAAUGGUCUAGAGAACAAGACCCAGAUGCCGAAAGUUGUGUUGAAGCCUUUUAAUAAUGGUCCUGUUGUGCAAUCCAACUCGAAAAAUGAGAGCCAGAAGGAUAGGAAUCUGUCGGAGGUUGCUAUUAGGUGGAGACCAUUGAAGCUUGUUUAUGAUCAUGACAUCAGGCUUGCUCAGAUGCCGGCGAACUGCAGUUUCAGAGUACUUAGAGAUGUGGUAAGCAAAAGAUUUCCUUCUUCAAAUUCAGUUCUGAUCAAGUACAAGGAUUGUGAUGGUGAUUUGGUUACUAUAACAUCUACUGAUGAACUCAGAUUGGCUGAGUCCUUUGUGGAUAGCAAUCUGCUGAAAGAACUCGAAUCAGAUAAAAGUGAUUCUAUUUCGGUGCUGAGACUACAUAUUGUUGAAGUUAGUCCGGAGCAGGAGCCACCUUUGUUGGAAGAAGAGGAAGAAAAACUUGUUGAGAAUGAAGUGACCAAGGGAGAUGAAAGUGGAUCUCAUUCUUCCCUCGGUGACUUUGUCCCUGAAGUUACAGAAGUCACUGAAGUUCCUGACACCGAGGUUGAUAAGAUAAUAACAAAGAAGGAUGUUUCAAAGGAAAAGCCAGGAGCAACGGGAGAUAAUGAAUGCAAAGAAGUGGAGAUGGAUGACUGGCUCUUUGAAUUUGCUCAGCUUUUCCGCUCACACGUUGGUAUUGACCCUGAUGCUCAUAUCGACUUGCAUGAGCUUGGGAUGGAGCUAUGUUCAGAGGCACUUGAAGAAACAGUGACAAGUGAGGAGGCUCAGGAUUUAUUUGAUAAGGCUGCUUCAAAGUUUCAGGAGGUGGCAGCAUUGGCAUUCUUCAACUGGGGUAAUGUUCACAUGUGCGCUGCUAGGAAGCGAAUUCCCCUAGAUGAGUCUGCUGGUAAAGAUGUAGUGGCAGAACAACUUCAAGUGGCUUAUGACUGGGUCAAGGAAAAGUAUUCUUUGGCACGAGAGAAGUAUGAGGAAGCACUCUUGAUCAAACCUGAUUUCUAUGAGGGACUGUUGGCUCUGGGCCAACAACAAUUUGAAAUGGCCAAGCUCCAUUGGUCUUUUGCAAUUGCUAAGAAGAUAGACCUAUCAACAUGGGAUUCAACGGAAACUCUUCAAUUGUUUAACAGUGCUGAGGAGAAGAUGAAAUCUGCGACUGAUAUGUGGGAGAAGUUGGAGGAACAGAGGGCAAAGGAACUGAAGGACCCAACUGCAACAAAGAAAGAAGAAUUGUUGAGAAGAAGAAAGAAACAGGGAAGUGCUACUGAAGGCGAGUCUUCUGUUGUUGGAGGUCAGGGUGAGAUAUCUGCUGAAGAAGCUGCUGAGCAAGCAGUGGUCAUGAGAUCACAAAUUCAUCUUUUUUGGGGUAACAUGCUUUUCGAAAAAUCCCAAGUGGAAUGCAAAUUAGGAAUGGAUGGUUGGAAGAAAAAUCUGGAUGCUGCAACAGAACGCUUUAAGCUUGCAGGAGCUUCUGAGGCAGAUAUUUUGAUGGUUCUAAAGAAUCACAGCUCAAACGGUGAUACAAAAGGUGAUGAUAAAAAGGUCCAAAGUCCACUUUCCAACAAGACCGAUGAACUAGAGAUCAACAAGGAGGCCAAUCAAGUAUGAGAUAAAUUAUAUGCGUGGCUAUGAAAUCUCAUUUGUUUCUGUUCAGUCGUGUUUUCAAUGAAGACUAUGGACAAGGAAUAUCCUUGGCAUCAAGAGCUCAAAAGGAAUGUUUGAAUUUUUUGAAAAUUGGAAUUGAAAAUUUAGGGAACUUUAACUAGAUAGCUCUCUGCCUGCCCUUUUUUUCUUUUCUUUUUUCUCUGAAGUUCUUGGUGAUCUGAUGAAGGGAGAUUGUUUUUUAACAUUAUUUACACAGUUAUGAAUUUCUGAUGCUCAAUUUCAGUUGCUUAGUCAUUUUUGUCUUCUACUUGUUCUUUGUAGUUUGUACUGUUGCAAUUUAUUGAGAAUUACUUUUUCAACUCUUA